Molecule: messenger RNA, 4499 nt
Organism: Danio aesculapii
Lineage: Eukaryota; Metazoa; Chordata; Actinopteri; Cypriniformes; Danionidae
Gene: tmem161a
Product: transmembrane protein 161A
Exons: 12
Coding region: 85-1572 (495 amino acids)
Source: RefSeq, a predicted model, not a curated record
CCUUCAGCUGUUCGAACACUCAAGUGUCACCACGAGAGCUUCUACAUGGGACAUAAACUCAUUCAUUAAACUCAUCAAACGAAUAUGGCUCUGAUGGGAGUUCAGCUGGUGGUGAGCUUGUUGGCGGUCAGCAUAAUGCAAAGAAUGGCCCCACAUCUCUCCUUUGCACGCUGGCUCUUAUGUAACGGCAGCCUUUUUAAGUUCAAACAUCCAUCUGAAGGCGAGUUGUGUGCUCUUGCAGGGAAGCAGAUUCCUAAGACCAGCAAGCGAGACAGGAGGCAAAAUGGACAUGGUGAAUCCAAGCCACUCACAGUUCCAAAAGACAUCGAUCUUCACCUGGAGAGUACGCCGGUAAAUGUCAUGGAUGCACUUGUUCUGCGGUUCUUUGUGGAGUACCAGUGGCUGAUUGACUUUGCCGUAUAUGCCACAGGGAUUUACCUCUUCACCGAAGGCUACUAUAGUGUAGUUGAUGCCAGCAAGGAAGUCAAUAUUGCUUCAAUCUGGUGUGUGCUGACUGUUUUGUUUUGCCUGAGGACUCUGUAUCUCCUUAUGAGCCACUACUUCCUCUCUGAGGAGGGUGGCGAGCGCUCUGUGUGUCUGGCUUUCGGCUUCUUAUCUCUUCUUAUUGCAAUGCUGGUUCUUGUUGUGAGAGAAGACUACCUGGAGUUUGGCCUUGAGCCCGGAUUUACCAGUCUUUUUGACAAUUUUGAGGUCUUUGCCAGAAAGCAAGGAUAUGAGUGGUCAGUUCCUUUCACCAAACUGUCAGUGAAGUUGGGCCUGGCUAUAAUUUGUGCCUUCAUUGGAGCUCUUCUUGCAUUUCCUGGUCUGCGAUUGGCCCAAACUCACCUGGAUGCCGUGCAGAUGAACGCAGAUCGUCCAAUAAUUCAGAUUCUAUUGCACAUGAGUUUUCUGUCACCACUGGUUAUUAUUGUAAUGUGGAUUAAACCUAUUGCUCGAGACUUCCUAGGAAAUGCACCGAUGGGAAAGACCUCAGUUACUCUACUUUCCAGUUCUGCCUUCAGCUCAGUGCGUCUCUGGACAAUUGUAGUGCUUUGUGUUUUGCGACUGCUGCUCACUCGUUACCAUCUGCAGGCCUACCUUAACUUGGCACAAAAGUGGGUGGAGCAAAUGAAGAAAGAGGCGGGGCGUAUCGCUGCCAUUGACAUCCAGAGGAAGGUGACACGAAUUUUUUGCUACCUGACUGUAGUCACACUCCAGUACCUGAUACCUAUUUUGCUUGUGCUUUUCUCAACUUUGGCACUCAAAUCUUUAGGUGACUUCUCAUGGGGCCUUGGAGCUGAGACUCCGGGUGUCACCCCUGCACCCAUAAUCCCCAGCAGCACUCCUCCACCCGUACCUGGCCCAGAAGACGAUGAGGACAUGGAAGACAUGGAGGAGGACAUCCAGGCCACCGUAGCCCAUCUAACUGAACUCUUCUCUGCCUUACGCGCUCUCCUCACACCUAUUUUCUUCAGGGGAAUCUUUGCCUUUCUUACAUGGUGGGUCGCCGCCUGUCAACUCAUUAGCAGCCUGUUCGGGAUUUACUUCCACCAGUAUCUCAUGCACAACUAAAAAAAAGAGAAAAAGUGCCAAGAAAUGAAGCUUUGUGCGCUCAAAUCAGUUCUUCAUGGUACUGCAACACCAAUAUGAACAGUCAUGCAAACACGCAUCUGAUGAAGGCUGGCUCUUCAGAACAAACGCUCAUAUAAGCCCAACGUAUUUUAACGAUACUUUGUUGAAGCUGGUUUGAUACAAUCAGAGAUGCUAGUAAAGCGAUGGUUUAGCUAAAAAUGAAAAUUUGCUGCUAUUUUACUCAUACAAGAUAUUUAUUUCAGGAGAACUUUAACGGAGCAGUUCACCUAAAAAUGAGAAUUCUGUUAUUAAUUACUCACCCUCAUGUCGUUUCAAUUCCCCAGACUUUCGUUCAGCUUCAGACUACUAAUUCAGAUAUUUUAGAUGAAAUCCUGGAGCUCUCUGCAACGGUCCUGAAAUGUUUAGGAAAGUCCAGAAAAGGAACCAAAAGCAUUGCCAAAACAUUCCAUGUGACUUUAGUGGUUCAACUGUAAUUAUACAAAGCUCUAAAGAACACUUUUGUGUAGCAACAAAACUAUAAAAAUUACUUUGUUUACCAAUGUCUUUUACGUCAAGUCACGGUGCACUUUUAGUACAGGCAAUACGAAGCUUACAUGUUGUGCUGACAAUACAUCAUACUGCCAGUAACAUGACACACUAUGAGCUGAUGCAGGAGAGAAUAUAUAGGCAAAUAUGGUAGUUUAUAUGUUUUUUGGGAUCAGAAUAGUGUUCUUGGAGCUUCGUAUGAUUACAGUUGGACCAACUGGAAUGAUCACAUGGAUUGUUUAUAUAUCUCUACAUCCCAGGACCAUUUCUUUCAAUGGAGGAUGAGAGCGUUCUCGCAUUGCUCUAUGGAUUAAAACGACAUGAGGGUGAGCAAUUAAUGACUGAAUUUUCAUUUUCAGGUAAACUAACCUUUUAAAUAAGAUUUUAGCUGAAAAUUUGGUUCUUGGGGGUCAAUUGUUAUUGGUAUUUUGAUAGUCAAAAAACAUGUAUAGGCAAAACAAAAUGAAAAUACUUGGUUCCACAUGACACAAUGAUGUCUUGUGAAGCAAAACAAUCACUCGGUGCAAGAAACUGAGCAUUACUUAGAACAUUAUCAUUUUUAAUCCAUAGCCUCUGCAAACAGUAGUAUUACUCUUGUGUUGCCUGUUUGUGUUUUUUUGUACUCUCAAAUUGCAAUUAAUCAUUAACUUGCAUUUUAUGAAUAAAAGGCCACUUUUUUUUUUUUUUUUUUAGCUUAAAAUCUUCUUUAAUGUUCUAUUAAAAAAAGUAUGGAGCCAGAUCAGACUCAAAAAAUAAUACAUUUACAAAAUGAAACUCAUACAUCCACUUCACAAUUGACAUUUACAAAAUCCAAUUCCUUUAACUGUAAAUUAAAAAAUGCACAAAUCCAAUCCGUAAGUUCAAGACAUGAUUCAAAAAUACGCAAAUCUAAUUCGUAAAUUCGAAACACGAUUCAAAAAAGUGCAAAUCAAAUCCAUAAAUUCAAAACACGAUUUAAAAAUACACAAAUCCAAUCCGUAAGUUCAAGACGUGAUUCAAAAAUACACAAAUCUAAUUCGUAAAUUCAAAACACGAUUCUUAAAUACGCAAAUCCAAUCCGUAAAUUUGAAACACUAUUCAAAAAUGGGCAAAUCAAAGCCAUAAAUUCAAAACACGACUUAAAAAUACACAAAUUCAAUACGCGAGUUCAAAACACUAGUCAUAAAGGCACAAAUCCAAUCCGUAAAUUCAAUGUGUAAAUUCAAAACACGAUUAAAAAAUAUGCAAAUCCAAUCCAUAAAUUCCAAACGCAAUUCAAAAAUAUGCAAAUCCAAUCCGUAAAUUCAAAACACGAUUAAAAAAUGCGCAAAUCUGAUCUGUAAAUUCAAAACACGAUUCACAUUUACUUGUGAAUUUAUGAAUUGUGUGUUUACAAAUCUGCAAAUUGGAUUUUGUAAGUGUGAAUUGUGCUGUGCGCGUAGGAAUUUUCAUUUUGUGAAUGUAUUAUUUUUUAAACUGAUCUGGCUCCAUAGAAAGUGAGUAAACCAACAGUCAAUGUUAUUUUUUUUGGUGAACUAUUCCUUUAACUGUAAAGAUAAGCUGUUUUCAUUUAUCAACAAUUUUGUUAAACACCGUAAAUGUGUGUUGAGCCAAUUUUAAUGCUUGUUACCUCAAAGUUUUCAGUCAUAUCCCAUGCAUCAUUUCAUUGAGAUGCGAUGCAAUUCUAUUCGUCGGGUAACUCAGGGAUGUGGUCCGAAAUAAUAGUGUUUCUUUCACCAGCACAAUAUCACAAACCUGUAAAAUGGUUUGGCGCUGUAGUUCAUGGACUUGAAUGGAAUUUCUUUUUAAAGGCAUAGUUCACCCAAAAAUGAAAAUGUAGUCAUUUACUCACUCUAAUGGUUCUUUUUUCUGUUGAAGACCAACUAUAUUUUGAAAAAUGUUGGAAACCAGUAGCCAUUGACUUCAAUAGUAGGAAUAAAAUAGAUUGUAAUUCAGUGUCCAAUAGAAUGUUAUGAACAUUCUUCAAAAUAUCUUAUUUUGUGUUCAACAGAAGAAACUCAAACAGGUUUGAACAAACUUUAGGAUGAGUAAAUCAUGACGAAUUUUCAUUUUUGAGUGAACCGGCCCUUUAAUUAGAUUUUGUAUUUUAUUUUUUAACAGAUUGUUAUGGCGUGUUUUAAAUACUGCGUUUGCUGUGGGAAUAAUGACAUGGAACACAGUACUAAUAAUUUUGCCCAUGUUUCAUGAAUGAUCAUCUGUGAGGUUUUUAAUUCGUUUGCGCUGUUAGUCUUCAGUCACGUGAUCAGAGGAAGGGAUUAAUAUUGUUUGAGAUGGUAGACUUAAAUCAAACUAAUGCUUUUAUGUUAAAGCAGUUUAUUUAUUCAUUUUUCUAAUGUCAACUUUCAUUUGAUUUAAAACAAUAAAGUGAUCAUUGAAAAUUA